CGCGCGGGCCGGGGGACGGCCGGGCUGCGCCCCGCUGACCGCCGGGCGGGUCAUGGCGACCGCGAGCGCAACAAGAAGCGGCUGCUGGAGCUGCUGCGGGCGGCCGGCACCGGCAACGCGCACUGUGCGGACUGCGGGGCGGCAGAUCCCGACUGGGCCUCUUACAACCUGGGGAUCUUCAUCUGUCUCUACUGCUCCGGCGUCCACCGCAACUUCCCGGACAUCAGCAGAGUUAAAUCCGUGAGACUUGACUUCUGGGACGACAGCAUCGUGGAGUUUAUGACCCACAACGGAAACCUCCGUGUGAAGGCCAAGUUCGAAGCCAGAGUCCCAGCUUUCUACUACGUCCCCCAGGCCAACGACUGCCUGGUCUUGAAGGAGCAAUGGAUUCGAGCAAAAUAUGAGAGACAGGAAUUUAUGGCCGAUGGGAAAAUCGUCUCCCCACCAGGCAACCGCGAAGGCAUCCUGUGGAAGCGAGGGCGGGACAACGCACAGUUCCUGAGAAGGAGGUUUGUCCUUCUGGCAAGAGAAGGCGUUCUGAAGUACUACACUAAGGAGGAGGGUAAAAGCCCCAAGGCUGUCAUCAGCAUCAAGGACUUGAAUGCCACCUUCCAGACAGAGAAGAUAGGGCAUCCUCACGGACUGCAGAUCACCUACAGGAAAGAGGGCCACACCAGGAGCCUGUUUGUGUAUCACGAGAGUGGGAAGGAGAUAGUGGACUGGUUCAACGCCCUCCGUGCAGCCCGGCUGCAGUACCUGCAAACGGCCUUCCCUGAGCUCCCGGAGUCGGAGCUCCUGCCCCUCCUCACGAGGAAUUACCUCAAACAAGGCUUCAUGGAGAAGACGGGUCCAAAGCACAGAGAACCUUUCAAGAAAAGGUGGUUCGCCCUGGAUCCCCAGGAGCGGAGGCUGCUCUAUUACAAGAACCCACUGGACGCCUUUGAGCAGGGCCAGGUCUUCCUCGGGAGCAAGGAGCACGGGUACGAAGUCUGUGAAGACCUGCCCAAGGGCGUCCGGGGGAGCCGCUGGAAGGCUGGCCUCACCGUGGUCACCCCAGAGCGGAGAUUCGUCCUCACCUGCCCCACGGAGAAGGAGCAGCGCGAGUGGCUGGAGAGUCUGCGGGAGGGUCCUGGCCCGGCCCCUGACGCCCCUCCUCCUCGGUCACCAGGGGGCUUCCCUGUGUGCCCCCAGCCCUGUGGAAAGAGAGGAGAGUGACGAACUGCAGCAGGAAGCUUCCCACCCAGGGCCUGACUUCAGGGGCACCACGGAGAUGUUCUGUGUUUGGAAAAGUACAGACUGAGCAGGUGACACCGCGCGGUCCCCUGGGGGCUGGAGUCCACCCACUGUCCCAGAGCCAAAGCCACAGCGCCUCAAAAAGUUUUAGAAACUGCUAGCAAAGCAUGUCACCUUUCUUUUAACAUUUUAAUUUUUUAAAACUAUUUAUUUUAUUUGAAAGGCAGAGAGAGAGAGAGGGAGAUCUUCCAUCUGCUGGGUCACUUCCCAAAUGGCUGGAGCUGGGCCAGGUGGAUGCCAGGAUUCAGGAACUCCAUCUGGGUCUCCCAUGUGGGUAGUAGGGGUCCAAGCACUUGGGCCAGCUUCUGCUGUUUUCCCAGGCACAUUAGCAGGGAGCUGGAUCAGAAAUGGAGCAGCCAGGACUUCAGCCAGCAUUUCUGUCUGUGUCUGUUUUUCUCUCCUCCUCUGCUGUCUGUCCUCUGCUGUCUGUCCUUACGUUUUUGGUCUGUUUUUCACUCUGGCGCCUUCUGUCACUGUCAGCCUGUCUCCUUGCUGUCUCUUCCCUCCAGCAGGCCUGCACCAGCACCACCACCUCCCUCAGCCCCCCUUCUCUUCACUUGUAGCUGCAUCAACAGGAGUGGCCAGAGCAGCAGGUGACUGGUCUCCCAGGAGCUGGCUGCCCA
Oryctolagus cuniculus (rabbit) is the source of this 1916-nucleotide messenger RNA. Lineage: Eukaryota; Metazoa; Chordata; Mammalia; Lagomorpha; Leporidae. The record is from RefSeq and is a predicted model, not a curated record.